AUGCGAGGCGAAUGUCUGAUGCAGCUCACCAUAAUCUUCCAUCGUUGCCAUCCUGGAGCUGCGACCGAAGGUAGUUGCGAGUACUACACAACAUGGAAUUGGACUACAGGGCUCUGUGGUUUCCUCGCGGCCAAGGGACUUUUGUGGUCGCGUUUCAUCGAGAGCGUCCAUCCACCAUUCAUUUGCCCAGUUCGUAAGGGCUACUACGAAGUUAUCAAUGGUACCGUCAGCAUGCGCGUCCUCGACACCAUGACAAAAGGAUUGAGCAUAGAGAAGUAUACCUGGAAGGUCGGAGUCAGAAUACACAACGAGCUGCAAGAAUUGGUCGUUUGUGGUCUCUUCAAGGCUGAGCUGCGUCGAGUUGUUACGAAAAGAGGGAAAACUUCGUCAUGAGGUUAUUCGAUUCAACUUGAACAGGUUCCGAAACAAUAAAUUCGGCUGCACCUCAUCGCAAUUUUAGCUGGCCAAUCGAUGUUAAGAAUCUUGCGUGCCAUCUGUCUAUUGCCGGCAUCAGAACAGCCCUAAAUGAAUGACAGCCCUCAGCGGGAAUGACAUCUCAUCAGCGCCUCUCCUCUCUCGCUCUGAAAACAGACAUAAAAGGGUCAUUGUUUACGUUCUCUGCUUUUCUUGCGGUAUCCUUGACUAUUUAAAGGGCACUGGGGCAUGCAAGGAUCGGAAGUAAGAAAAGUCUUAAUAGACUCACGCUGCAAGAAAAAGU
Thrips palmi is the source of this 718-nucleotide messenger RNA. RefSeq lists its product as uncharacterized. The record is from RefSeq and is a predicted model, not a curated record. The transcript has 2 exons. NCBI's taxonomy places the organism in Eukaryota, Metazoa, Arthropoda, Insecta, Thysanoptera, Thripidae. Bases 1 to 393 code for a protein of 130 amino acids.